CGGCGAUUGAGGCUCGCCGCGGAUGCUGAGCCGGAGGAGAGGAGGACGCGGCGCCGCUGUCCCUUGUGCCGGAGCCCCGCAGCAGCCAGGCCCAGCGGGGUGAGCGAUGAACAAGCUCCGGCAGAGCCUGAGGCGGAAGAAGCCAGCGUACAUCCCAGAGGCCAGCCGCCCCCACCAGUGGCAAGCAGAUGAAGAGGCUGUGCAGAAGGGGCGGUGCAGUUUCCCUGUGCGGUACUUGGGUCAUGCUGAAGUAGAGGAGUCGCGGGGCAUGCAUGUUUGUGAAGAAGCUGUGAAGAAGCUGAAAGCUAGCGGUCGCAAAUCUGUGAAGUCCGUGCUCUGGGUCUCAGCAGACGGGCUGCGUGUUGUGGACGACAAGACCAAGGAUCUGAUAGUGGACCAGACAAUUGAGAAGGUUUCAUUCUGUGCCCCAGAUCGCAACUUCGACAAGGCCUUUUCCUACAUCUGCCGGGACGGCACCACACGGCGUUGGAUCUGCCACUGCUUCCUGGCACUUAAGGAUUCGGGCGAGCGCUUGAGCCACGCCGUGGGAUGUGCCUUUGCCGCUUGCUUGGAGCGCAAGCAGAGGCGAGAGAAGGAGUGUGGUGUAACGGCCUCCUUCGAUGCCACCCGCACCAGCUUUGCUCGUGAGGGCUCCUUCCGCUUGCCAGGCCCCCCGGCCUCCACCACCCGCCCCUCAGGAGCACGGCCCCCGCAGGACAGAAGGAAAGCCGAAGCGGCGACAGUGCCUGCGCCACCUUCCCCAGUGCCUGCCCAGCCGGGCAGCACCUCCCCACCGCAGGGGGCCACAUCACCAGAGGAGAGGGCCGAGGGGGGAGGGGCGCAUGCCAUCCCCCGCCGACAUGCCCCCUUGGAGCAGCUGGUGCGGCAGGGCUCCUUCCGCGGCUUCCCCACCCUGAGCCAGAAGAACUCCCCCUUCAAGAGACAGCUUUCCUUGCGUCUGAAUGAGCUGCCGUCCACCCUGCAGCGCAGGGGGGAUGCAGUCAUCGAGCUCGACUCGACUCCCAAUGGGGAUUCCGACGGCAUCACCGCCCUCUGCAGCCAGAUUGACACGUCGCUUGCCCAGCCGGCUGGGGAGCCCGCCAGUGGUGCAUCCCUGAACGGUGCCCCUGGACACAUGGCUGCCACGAUGCCCAUGGAAGGGGGCAGCACAGGCCCCCCUGUGUGGAGCGACUCAUGUGCAGGAGCUCCUGUCAUGCCCCCCUUCCAGCCUGGCCACAAGCGGACGCCAUCAGAGGCCGAGCGCUGGCUGGAGGACGUGGCCAAGGCGGCCAAGGCGCAGCAGCAGCAGCAGCAGGAGGUGGCCGUGCCCCCCUUCCCUCUGAGCUACGACACGGCCCCUCCCACCCUGAGCAUGUUUGUGCCUCCCCACAUGCCGCCGCCACCAGCUUUCCUUCCCAUGGGAGUGGCCUACCCCCCGGCCCUGCCGUACGCCGCUGUUCCCAGCGUGCCGGUGGUGGGCAUCACCCCCUCCCAGAUGGUGGCAAAUGCCUUCUGCUCUGCCGCUCUGGCACCUGCCACCAGCUUGGGGGCCAAGGCCAGCCCCUUUCCUCAGAGCCUGCUGGGGCUGACUCGGCCCAAAUCCAAUGGGGCCCCCGCCCCCCGCACGGACCCACCUGACCCCUUUGAAACCCAGUGGGCUGCCCUGGAGUCCAAGGCCCCUUCCCCAGCCCCCAACCCCUUCUCUGGCGACCGGCAGAAAACCUUUGAAAUAGAGCUGUGACCGCCGUUUUUAGUGACUGGGCGACACAGGUGCCCUCCUGCCCUUCCUCUCAGCAGCACCUCUCCUGUUGGCAGCGCCCUCCUCCCUCCCUCCCAGAGCCUAUUCCACGGCUGAUCAGCGCCAGUCUCAGCCCCUCCCCUUUGGACCACCUUCUGGGCCCCUUGUGCACAGCCGAGAGAGAGAGCCUACGCAAUGCCCCCCACAAAACAAAUGAACAGGUUGCCAGGCUUUGGACGGGCCUGAGCCCAGUGGGCUGAGCAUCAGGCUUGGAACUGGCAGGUGCCAUAUCUGUGUCUUCCAGUUGGGGGCAGGGCUGGAAGGGUGCAGCUGGGAACAGUCAAGCUCUGCGUGUUGGCAGGAGUUGUGGACUAGCGGCCUGCCUCUCGCAAUGGUGUCCAUGGCACAAGGGUAGCCGGCAUGGUGCCCUCCAAGCGUUAUUGGACUCCAGCCCCACCAAAAUAGCCAGGGGUCAGCGAUUUCAGGAGCUGGAGUUCAACACCCUCUGGUCUAGUUCUGGUGGGGCGUUCCUCCUUGACUGGUGGUGAUCCUGGCAAGGGUAGAGGUCAAUAUAUUUCUCUCUUCCUACCCCCUCCCCAAUUAAUCUGCUGGGGAAGGAACCAAGAGGAAGCAAAGGGGGCUCCUCUCGCCAUAACCUCAAGAAUCCUUGCCUGGAGGCCUUUAGGGAGAUGGUGGUUCCUGCUGGUUGGUGCUGCUUCUCCGUGACCCAACUCUCUUCCAGCUGGGCUUCCCUUUUUCUUUCUGUUUGGGUGAGGAGCCACAAGACUCUCCUCCCCUGCUUUUCCUUACCUGGUUUUCUUCGGCAGAAUCCCCCUCCCCUGCAACCCAGACGGGCAAUUAUUUGAAGGGCUCCAAUUCCUGCAGCGGGGAGUUCCUCAGAUUUAAUAACAUUAAACCUUUUUCCUUGGAGCCUGGUGGCAACUCCCUGAACCAGAAGUGGGUCUGGGAAUGCAGCAACCUCUUGGCUGCUUCUGACCUCACAGUGGGGAUGCUGGAAUGAGUGGCAGAGUGUAAGUUGCUGUUGGCUCUGCUAGGUGCCGUUGUCUGGUUCCGUCCCUUCUCAACCUAAAAGCCUGUCAGUUGUGGAAGGUACCCAGGUGGGGUUCAAGCCUCCUUACCUUGCCCCUUGCGGAGGGUGGGGGGGCUUCCUCUGCUGCCGCCGAAUGGGUUUGUCGGGGAGAGGGGAGGGGGUGGCAUCUGCCUUGGGCGACGGUUAGAGGGGAAGCAGCUGGAAGAGUUCAAGCAAACAUUUUUAAUCCACUCAGUAUUUUUUAAUAACAUUCCCAAUUAUGGAUGUUGCUGGAUAUUGGUGCUGAAGUUGCAACCCCCCCUCCAUAGUUUGAGCUCUGCUGGAUUUUUAUGGUGGGGAAGAUAGGAAAGGAUGUAAAUAAUUGAGUUUGGCAAGUGAAUUAUCUUCUUUUUUUCUUUUAAAUGUGCCUCAAAGUCAAAUUUCAGUAAUGAAACGGAACAUUUCAAAAUGAGAUUGCAGCAAAUUGCAAAUCUGUGCAAAGGGUGAGCUGCAGAGAGGCUGUGCUGCAAGGGUCAGGUGUAUGCUGGUGGCGGGGGUGAGGUGCAGAAGAGACAUUGCAUGGGGCAGCCCUCCAUUUGUUGUUUCUGCAGCUGGGGGGGGAGAUGCAACCCAGAUGUCUGCUGCUCCUCCACCCAGCAGAGCUGUUGGACUGCAGGCUCAGUUGAAGGCGGAUCCAGGCACGCUGCUGUGCCACUCUCAGACAGAAGUGGCAUUUGGGUGCCCCGUGGAAGCCCCGAACACUGGGACUGAGCAAAUGGGCCUGGUGCCAUUUGCACAGGGCAUGGGGGGUGGUUAACCACAUUGUGCUUGAUGCCUGCCAGCUGAGUUGUUACUGUUUCACCUGCCCCCCCAUCACCUAGGGAGCAGCUGGAUCAUACGGAGGCGGGAGGGGAGGGGAGGCUCUUCCUCUUCCCCCCAACCGCCUGGACAUGGUAAACAAAAAGUGGAGGAAGGUAUUUUCUAUCUUAUUUCCAAAUGUUUUGUAUCUAAGAAUUCCACAUAUUUGUAUUAUAUAAUAAAUAACAAAAUAAAGCCAGUAAUAUAA
This is a messenger RNA of Rhineura floridana, 3834 nucleotides long. It is a transcript of the gene NUMBL, whose product is annotated as NUMB like endocytic adaptor protein. Lineage: Eukaryota; Metazoa; Chordata; Lepidosauria; Squamata; Rhineuridae. Bases 107 to 1741 code for a protein of 544 amino acids. The transcript is spliced from 9 exons. The record is from RefSeq and is a predicted model, not a curated record.